CGCGGCUGGGGGCGCGGAGGGGUGCGGGCUGGUUGGUGUGCAAGCAGGCGGGGGCGGAGCGCACUGUCGCGCCGCGGCCCUGCGGACUUUGCUCCCGGGGACAGUCGGGGACGCCGCGACGGAGAGCCGCUUGGGGCUGCACUGGGAUAACUCAGGACUCUCCUCCCGCCCUUUCCAGCCAGAAGAAUUUACCACGUGUCUGCACAGCUUUAAGAAAAAGGGCUUUAAAAAACCUAAAGUCUGCAGUGUGUGCAGACAGAUCAUUGAUGGUCAAGGGAUUGUGUGUCGAGCCUGCAAGUAUUCCUGCCACAAGAAAUGUGAAGCCCAGGUGGUGAUUCCCUGCUGUGCGCAAGUCCACCCGGAGCAGGCUCCUGGGACUCCUAGACCAUCUGCUUCUCUCUGCUGUGACAAGCCCUCAAGGGCCCUGGUCUUGAGCCCAGCCAUGGAAGACAGCCAUGAACUGGACCUCACCUAUGUCACGGAGCGCAUCAUCGCAGUGUCCUUCCCCGCUGGCUGCUCAGAGGAGUCCUACCUGCAUAGCCUGCAGGAGGUCACACGCAUGCUCAAGUCCAAGCAUGGGGACAACUACCUGGUAUUAAACCUUUCAGAGAAGAGAUAUGAUCUUACAAAGCUUAAUCCAAAGAUCAUGGAUGUAGGCUGGCCAGAGCUGCAUGCACCACCUCUUGAUAAGAUGUGCACCAUUUGCAAGGCCCAGGAGUCCUGGCUGAACAGCGACCCCCAGCACGUGGUUGUCAUCCACUGCAGAGGCGGGAAAGGACGCAUUGGAGUGGUCAUAUCAUCCUACAUGCAUUUCACCAAUGUCUCGGCCAGUGCUGACCAGGCCCUGGAUAGAUUUGCAAUGAAGAAGUUUUAUGAUGACAAAGUUUCAGCUUUAAUGCAGCCUUCCCAGAAGCGGUACGUGCAGUUCCUCAGUGGCUUGCUGUCCGGAGCCGUGAAGAUGAAUGCCUCACCCCUGUUCCUGCACUUCGUGAUCCUGCAUGGUGCCCCCAGCUUUGACACUGGAGGAGCGUGCCGACCCUUUCUGAAGCUCUACCAAGCCAUGCAGCCUGUGUACACGUCUGGGAUCUACAAUGUUGGUCCAGAAAACCCCAGCAAGAUCUGCAUUGCCAUAGAGCCGGCCCAGCUGCUGAAGGGGGACAUCAUGGUGAAAUGCUACCAUAAAAAGUUCCGCUCGGCCACCCGCGAUGUCAUUUUCCGCCUGCAGUUCCACACAGGUGCUGUGCAGGGCUACGGGCUCCUGUUUGGGAAAGAAGAGCUGGACAAUGCCUGCAAAGAUGACCGUUUUCCUGACUAUGGCAAGAUCGAGUUGGUCUUCUCUGCUACUCCUGAGAAGCUUCAAGGAUCAGAGCAUCUUUACAGUGACCAGGGAGUGAUUGUGGACUACAACACAGCAGACCCGCUGAUCCGCUGGGACUCUUAUGAGAACCUGAGUGCAGAUGGAGAAGUGCUACACACACAGGGCCCAGUGGACGGCAGCCUUUAUGCAAAGGUGAGGAAGAAGAGCUCCUCAGAUCCUGGCAUCCCUAGCAGUUCUCAGGGCAUGCCAGCUACCAGCAGUCCAGACCACGGUGACCACACCCUGUCAGUCAGCAGCGACUCCGGUCACUCUACCGCCUCAGCCAGGACUGAUAAAACAGAAGAGCGCCCAACCCCAGGAGUACACAGGGGCCUGAGCCCUCAGGAGAAGGCUGAAUUGGAUCAGCUGCUCAGUGGAUUUGGCCUGGAAGAUUCUGGGAGCUCCCACAAGGACAUGACUGAUGUACAGAGCAAGUACAGUGGGACGCGCCAUGUGGUGCCAGCCCAGGUCCAUGUGAAUGGAGAUGCUGCCCUAAAGGACCGGGAGACUGACAUUCUGGAUGAUGAGAUGCCUCACCAUGACCUGCACAGCGUGGACAGCCUGGGCACGCUCUCCUCCUCUGAAGGGCCACAGUCAGCCCACCUGGGCCCCUUCAUCUGCCACAAGAGCAGCCAGAACUCUCUCCUGUCUGACGGCUUUGGCAACAGUGUGGGUGACGAUCCUCAUAGUGCCCUUUCUCCGGACCUGGGCCUUGGUGUGGACUCUCUCUAUGAGCGGGAGCGUGUGUGUGGAGGUCGUGAGCCAAAGCAGCCUCUGCUGAGGAAGCCCUCUGGGUCCACCCCCAUGCAGGCCUAUGGACAGAGCAGCUAUUCCACUCAGACCUGGGUGCGACAGCAACAGAUGGUGGCCGCUCACCAGUACAGCUUUGCCACAGAUGGGGACACCAGGUUGGGUGGCCGCAGUGCAGUGGACAGUGCUGGCCUUGUCCAGCCCCAGCCUCAGCCCCGCAUCCCAAUCACUCCCACUCGUGGGACCAGCAGCAGAGUGGCUGUCCAGAGAGGUAUCAGCAAUGGGCCAAGUCCUGCUGACACACAGCAGCCAUGUCCUGCUAAAGGACUCCAGCCCAGAUUUCCAGAUGACAAAGUCAUGAAUGGAGCCCAUCUGGAGCUGAGCACCAGUCCCUCCCCAGGCUCCCCUACUUUGGAUAUUGACCAGUCCAUCGAGCAACUUAACAGGCUGAUCUUGGAGCUGGAUCCCACCUUUGAGCCCAUCCCCACGCACAUGAACGCCCUGGGUGUCUUGGCCAAUGGCCCGUUAUGUCAAGAUGGUAUGGGAGGUGGGCUCCGGUCUGGUGGCAGGCUGGUUGACCCCACAGAGGUCCCUGGCAGGAGCCCUGGACGGCAAGGUGAUGAACCCCUGGGCGGAAGGCUCCGAAAGCUGAGCCUCGGACAGUAUGACAAUGAUGCUGGGAGCCAGCUGUCCUUCUCCAAGUGUGGAUGGGGAAAGGCCAGUGUAGACCCAGCUCCAAGCUUGGGGCCAUUCCCCUUGCCAACAGAGGUCAAAGAGACAGUGAUCACUUCGUAUCCCCCUGACCUUGAUGUGCUCGAUGGCAGAAUUUCAAACAGCAAGGAGGCCAUGUGUCUGACCCCAGCAUUCCCCAUGUCUCCAGAAACUCCUUACGUGAAAACACCCCAACGCUACCCUCCAUUCAGCGCACCUGAGCCCCAACUGAGUACCCCAGCCAGUCUGCACAAAGGAGGAAGAGAACCACGAGACUGUCCUGAGAUUCUCAGCCACACUGUGGGGAUGUCAGAGAGCCCCGUCGGACCCAAACCCGCCAUGCUUCGGACUGAUGCACCGGCAACAUCCAACUUUCAGCAGGCGUUUGCAUCUUCCUGCACGAUUUCAAGCAAUGGGCCUGGGCAGAGGAGAGAGAGCCCACCUUCUGCACAACGCCAGUGGGUAGAGAGCAGCCCCAAAGCCACCCUCUCCCUGCUGGGGAGCAGCUGUCCCUCUGGAAGUCCCCUCGGUACCCACGAGUUCUGCAGCCCUGGCAAGGACUCAUCAGGGAUGUCCUGCUUCCCGUCCUCAGACCUCCAGGCCUCCUUCCACAGCCAUGAUCUGUCCAUGACAGAGCCUCCUAAUGCUAUGCCCACCCCAGGCAGCCAGGCCUUUCUAGGCUUCAGCACUGCCCCAGUAGGGAGUGUCCUCCCACCUAGCGAGGACCCCAGGGCCUUGCUGGUCAAUUUGCAUGGAGCAUCACCAGCCCCUGGAGCCUCACUGACAGCAGCAGGGCCUGCUGACAAUGGCUUCCUGUCCCACAACUUCCUCACGGUGUCUCCUGGACCCAGCAGCCACCACAGUCCAGGCCUGCAAGGCCAGGGGGUAAAUCUGCCUGGACAGCCACCCUUACCUGAGAAGAAGAGAGCCUCAGAGGGAGAUCGUUCUCUAGGAUCAGUCUCCCCUUCAUCCAGUGGCUUUUCCAGCCCCCACAGUGGGAGCACCAUCAGCAUCCCCUUCCCUAAUGUCCUUCCAGACUUCUCCAAGCCUUCUGAAGCUGCCUCAUCUUUGCCAGAUAGCCCAAAUGAUAAACUUGUGAUUGUGAAAUUUGUUCAAGACACUUCCAAGUUCUGGUAUAAGGCGGAUAUCUCAAGAGAACAAGCCAUUGCCAUGUUGAAGGACAAAGAGCCAGGGUCAUUCAUCGUGAGGGACAGUCACUCCUUCCGAGGCGCCUAUGGCUUGGCCAUGAAGGUUGCUACACCUCCUCCUUCUGUCUUACAGCUGAACAAGAAAGCUGGAGAUUUGUCCAAUGAACUUGUCCGUCAUUUUUUGAUCGAGUGUACCCCUAAGGGAGUGCGGUUGAAAGGGUGCUCGAAUGAACCAUAUUUCGGGAGCCUGACGGCUCUGGUGUGUCAGCAUUCCAUCACUCCUUUGGCCUUGCCGUGUAAGCUGCUCAUUCCAGAGAGAGAUCCACUGGAGGAAAUAACAGAAAAUUCUCCCCAGACAGCAGCCAAUUCAGCAGCGGAGCUGUUGAAGCAGGGGGCAGCCUGCAAUGUUUGGUACUUGAACUCUGUGGAAAUGGAAUCCCUCACUGGUCACCAGGCAGUCCAGAAGGCCCUAAACAUGACCCUGGUCCAAGAACCUCCCCCAGUGUCCACAGUGGUACACUUCAAGGUGUCAGCCCAGGGCAUCACUCUGACUGACAAUCAAAGAAAGCUCUUCUUCCGGAGACAUUACCCUGUGAGCAGCGUGAUUUUCUGUGCCUUGGACCCACAAGACAGGACGUGGAUCAAAGAUGGCCCGUCCUCCAAAGUCUUUGGAUUCGUAGCCCGGAAACAGGGCAGUGCCACGGACAAUGUAUGCCACCUGUUUGCAGAGCAUGAUCCUGAACAGCCUGCCAGUGCCAUUGUCAACUUUGUGUCAAAGGUCAUGAUCGGCUCCCCUAAGAAGAUCUAAGUCCCUCAUAGCAAGACUCUCCAGAUGCCUUGCAGGUCCCUCACGAUGGCAAUGGGGUGAGGCGGGGCCCCCAUUUGCACCAAACUGAUAAUCCUGACAUUCCAGGCUCAAGAGAGGAAUAUGGCAACGCUUCCCAAACAAGAGCAAACUGUCACCAUAGACUGGCCUUUCUGUAACUUCUCAUCUGACACAUCUCUGUAGCCAGGCACGUUUUGAGUGGAAGGACAAGGUGGCCCAGAGGAUGCCUACCCAGGGGUCCCAUGGGUAAGGGAUGUGUAAGGAGAGAGCCUAGAAGGCAAAGCGGCCUGAGUCCCUGGCUCACCAGCAUCUGUGUGGAUGAGGAGCACCAGCCUGGUUGACACCGCACUGUUGGCAGAAACACUCCGUCCAGCAGCUUCCUCAUCUUGACUUUUGCACAGGAGACACUGAUGAACCUGAGAAGGGGAUGUAUGGUUGUGAAGGUUUGUGUAGGUCAGGCCAUUUGGAAGGUGGUAGGAACAUAAGCUAGGAGACGGUGGGGACGGGUGUGAAGUUGAGGGCAGUGGAAGUCUCUGGUGUCAGGGAGGAACAUGCAAUGUCAGAGACCCCACUGCCGGUGGUGAGAACUUCAUGUCCAGCUCACAGGUGGCUAGCCAGGCUGUAGAGAGCCCAGGAGGACCCUGCGAGGGAAAACGAGAAGACAGAAACAAAAAAACACCAUUUCUAUAUAAUUUAUAUUUUACUUAUGCCAAAUUAUUUAUAACCGCUUGCCAUUGCCAUACUGUACCCAUGUCAAAUGCUGCAGCCACUGAGCUGUGAUGGCUAAGAGACUUGUCGCUUGUAGGAUAUACUGCAGGCACCUGGUUACUAAAGGAGAAGGUGGAUGGUGGUUUCGGUUGCCACCAUGCUGUCUUCCAUCUGCAGUGCUGCCAAAUGGUAGUUGUGCCUCAAGCAGCCUACCUUGCACGGCGCAGUGACAUGUCUUCUGGAUGUGGAUGACUUCCUUCUUCUUGGGAAUGUCCCGGAGGAAUGGGAGACUAAGGUGCUGCAAUCAGUCUCAGCCUCCUCUGCAGGGCUGGCUGGGUUCUUCUGUAGGUCAGCAUGACCUAAAGCCCAUCUGGCCUUUGUAUGCUGUUACUGUGCUUCUGGUGACACCUGCAGCUUCCUGAUGGGGCCCUAGGUGGGUGAUGAGAGAGAGAGAGAGAGAGAGAGAGAGAGAGAGAGGGGGAAUGAGGAAAAAGAUAAAAAUCCCAGUACUCAGGCUGUGUUUGAUGCCUCUUUGCUAAGGCAUCUUAGCCACUGAGUCGGGAGUUGUUGGUUCACGCUCAGUUGUUCAAGCUAGUGCUUCAGGCUUCCUGUCAGUGGUCAGAGACUUAGGAGAAGUCACUUGGCCUUCCCAGAGUGAAGGUGGAGCAGGAACAGGGCCACAUGAAAACAAAGCUAGGGUCUCCUUUGCUUAGAACUCUGUGCCAUGCAGAGGCUCUGAUUAUCUCCAUCCAAGCCUGCAGUUCCUACUCUCCGUUUUUAAAAGCCCCAUCCCAGCUGACACAUUACAGCUGGCACAGGCUAUGGUUGUCAAGCUGGGUUUGGAAAUCUACUUGGUGGAUUCUCUGUUUCAGAAGGGGCAGAAGAUAUAGCUACCAGUAUAAUUGGAACCAACUGAAUCAUGGUGUGUGUGUGUGUGUGUAUGUGCGUGUAUGUGCGUGUGUGUGUGUGUGUGUGUGUAUGUGCGUGUGUGUGUCUGUGUGUAUACACAGGUGGACCAUUCCACUUUUUAGCUCCUAUUGAUGCACCAAAUGCAAGUGCCUCAUUUCUGUGCCAAAUGUUCGCCUUGGUCUUCAAGGACCUCCUUCCCGGACACACACUGGUAUAGCUCUUAGAGGGAAUGUACCAUCAUUCCCACAGGCCCUGAUGUCUUCCACAGAGGCGUCUAGCAUUUCAGUUAUUCACCUACAGGUAGAGUCCAGACAGGAGGAGCUAAAAUUUUUGCUCCUCCACAUCCUGUGAUCAUUUAUAUGCAGUCGUGACCCAAAGACCACAGGCCAGGUCCCUUCCCCUUCUGCUGGAGGGAGAGAGGGCCUGAUUUGAAAUGAGCAGGGCAGGGCUGUGGCACUGAGCACAUAGCCUGCUGGUUAAUUAGAGACGUCCAGGCCACCCAUGAAGGUCAUCGUGGAAUGCAUUCAAAAAGUUACGCAGAUUUGCUUUUUAAACUGACUGCCGAGUAUGACUUUUAUUCCAGGUAAAAGUGGUAAAGGGUAUAAAGGAAUUUGCUCUGAGCAGUUGACUCCCUCUGAAGAGCUACAGUUGCAUAACUUCCUAGGAGCUGGUAGAACAGGGUUCUUUCUUUCUCUGUAUGUGACAAAUGCAUUCAACAUAGCAAGCCGAGUCUGUACACCACAGACCAUGCCCUUACUGUGUGCUCAGAAACCUGGAGAAGGAACAUCAUCCAAGUGUUUUGCCCCCAGGGCCUCAGGAACUCAGUGAUGUCCACCACUUCUGGUAAAUAGCUAGGGACCUAUUAACCUGUUCAUUAAACGGUCUUAUAUUCUCCAGUGUUGGGCUGCACCCAUGUUAAAAGCCACACUGCAUUUAUUCUCAGUGUCAAAGACCUUGUAAUGUCUCUUUAUCUGCCUUACAUGUUAGUGAAUAUUUUUACUAUUACAUAUUGUAAAGAAUAUAUAUCCAGUAUGUAAAUGAAUGUUCUAUAAAUCCUUUGUAUAGUCAUUUUCUCUGCUCUUAAAAUAUCAUCACUAUUCAGAGUAUAAUAAAAAUUAUGACCUUGGUAA
Nannospalax galili (Upper Galilee mountains blind mole rat) is the source of this 7539-nucleotide messenger RNA. RefSeq names its product tensin 3 (gene Tns3). The coding region runs from base 443 to 4774 and encodes 1443 amino acids. The transcript is spliced from 31 exons. Gene Ontology annotation, molecular function: protein binding; phosphatase activity. The record is from RefSeq and is a predicted model, not a curated record. NCBI's taxonomy places the organism in Eukaryota, Metazoa, Chordata, Mammalia, Rodentia, Spalacidae. Gene Ontology annotation, biological process: dephosphorylation.